Messenger RNA from Geodia barretti, 293 nucleotides. The record is from the annotation of a GenBank genome assembly. NCBI's taxonomy places the organism in Eukaryota, Metazoa, Porifera, Demospongiae, Tetractinellida, Geodiidae.
UCAAACUCUCCAAUGGUAGCACACACAGAGAUGAAACUUGGUAAGUAUGCCUAUUAUAUCAUUUUCAUCAUGAUUACAUGUUUCCAUGACGGCCGCAUAUUGUUCGAAAAGGCCUCAGGCAACUUUCUUUAAAUUACUUCUUCACUCCUCAAACUUGCUAGCAUGGAGAUGAAACUUGGUGCGCAUGUGUAUUACAUCGUUCCAUGACGACCACAACAACAAAUAGCCUCAGGCACUUUUCUUUAAAAUUACUUCUUCACUCCUCAAACUCACUAACGGUACCACGCAUGGAG